GGAAAGUCUUCAAUGUCAAGAUACAAGAAGAGAGGGGUGAAGAACAUAAAUAGAUUUGUUUCAAACUACAGUGCUUAAUUUACGGAAUCAAUUUUCAAAGAGAAAGAGUGUCUUAAAUAUAUAAAAAUCAUAAGUCGAUCAUCCUUACACGAUUCCACUGAUCGCUAACAUGUGGAAAAUAAUUUGCGCUCUCUUGUUCUUUCAAAGAGCUUUGAGCGCUCCUUCUUCGAGAUGUAUGGAAAUAUGCAAUAACCGGAAUUCACAGUAUUUAUCAAAUACCAACUGUUGUGCGUCGUCUCUUGUUGCUUCUACAAACGAAAAGAAAAAUUGGACUGAUCACAAAGAUUUCCAAACACACGAUGGUGCUCUCGUUCACACGAAAGACGGCGAAUUCAGUCACGGAAACACACACGGCAAUUUCAACGAGAUGAGCUACUACAAGGAGUUCAAGAGCGGUGACAAUCAACAUUUCGGAAGCAAUCACAACUUUGGAAACAGUCACGAUAUUAGUCAAAAGUUAGAGGAUUUAUCAUCAUCCUCUUCACACAGUACAUUCGAAAGCAUGUUUCAAUCAAGAUUCUCAGAUCUCAUCAAAAACUUUCAUGAAUCAUUCCGACAUCUACAGGAAUUGAAAACUAAAGACCAACUUCCGGUUCAAGAUUGUCAAUAUCCUUGUGUACCAAUAAACGAGCAGAUUUCUCGACUACAACAAGAUGUAACUGCUCAGCAACAGCACAUGCAACGAAUGAGAGAAGAUUUGUGGUCAAAGAUGCAAAAUCAAAACACAGUAACAGAAACCGAACAUGUCAUUCCCAGUCAGCACUUAACUCACUCAAAUCAUCAAACUGGCCAAGUUACGAAGGAAACAAAUCGCUACGAGUCCUAUCAAAAUGAUAAAAUAACAACCAGUCCUCAUAUUACCACCACAAUCACCAAGCAACCUGUUAAGUACACUUCACAUCCCGAUCAAUCCCAAACGGAUUAUUACUCUGGAAGCAGACACGAAUCCACCCAAAAUUAUGGAACCAGAACUCAAGGCCAAUAUCCCGACCAAUCUCAAAGAGCAGGACAAGAUUAUUACUCCGGAUCAGUGAGCAGACACGAUUCAUCCCAAAAUUAUGCUUCCGGAACUCAAGAUCAAACUCAAACUCAAAAUCGACGAACUUCAUAUCCCGAUCAAUCGAGUCAGAAUUAUUAUUCCGGAUCUGGGAGCAAAUUGGAAAGUCAAACUGGUUACAAUCAGCAAAAUUCGAUCCAUGAUUCUCGAGUCACUCAGAACCAAAAUAACGAUCAAAAUUCUUCCCAAUAUGGUCAAAAUUACGCCACUGGAAUUCAGAGUCAAGCUGGUUACGCUCAAGACACUACUAAUUACGAACGUCGAAAUAGAGUCUCACAGGCGCAGAGAGCCGAUCAACAGGAGUAUGCUUCCGGAAAUCAAAAUCAAGGUCAGACUCAGGGCAAUGGUCAACAUGGCGUGGCGUAUGGAUAUCACGCAAGUUACGGAUCCAAGUCUUAUUACAGUUCACUGCCUCAGGAUCAGAGUUCUCAUCAGAGUUCAGCCUACAGAACACAUCAAAAUUCCCAGAGUCAAGGAUACGGACAGCAUUCCGGCUACAGGGCACAAUCGGGUUAUCAGACUGACGGCUCACAAUCGCAGGGUGAAUACAAUCCUCAAGGUUCCUUAACAUACUCUCACAAUUCCAUGUCUCAUAGUUCAUUAACUCAAAACAAUGCUGAUUUCGGCGCCAGUAGCAAUGGAAAAUUAACCCAUGGACUCAUCCAAACGGGUUCCGCCGCCGAUUGCAAUGACGAAGUUCAAUCCGCUCCUUACCGGCGAUACAAGCGACACAUCCAUUCCCCAAAUCAUCGUCAUCAUUAUCACCAUCAUCAUCAUCAUAAUCAUCAAGAGCAAUAUCCAGACGACUUUAGUCAGCAGCAAGACGAUUUCCAGCAAGGUUCAAUUUCCUCCAAGUUAGACGAAUUCGGAGAACCUACAAAAAUUGAAAAAGUACCACAAAAAGAAAUUGAAGACCUCAGUCAACAAGUUGAGGACAUACGUAAUGGCAAAGUCGAUACGCAAGACUUGUAUCAACAUCAAGAUCAACAUCAAGAUUUCUCCCAACAACACAAAUUUCCGGAACAAAGUCAGACUAAUUACUACCAGACCGGAGGUUUCGAUGACUUCCCACCUUCGUCUGAAGGAAGCCAAACUUACGAUCAACAGAACCAUGGAUUCGAUGAUCAAUAUCACUACAGUCCCAGAGGAUUUAAUCAAAAAACGUUUUAGCUCCCGAUAGCAAUCCACCAGCGGGGAACCAAAGGCUCGACGGAAUAAAUUCACAAACUCCGAGGCCAGCUCCCAAGCCAACAUCUCGACCUAGAAACACUAAACCCUUUUUCAACACUGCCAAUAUUGCACCAACAACGAAAAAUACCACCAAGUUUGAGAAUAUAAAUUCC
This is a messenger RNA of Leptopilina heterotoma, 2460 nucleotides long. Its product is annotated as repetin-like. NCBI's taxonomy places the organism in Eukaryota, Metazoa, Arthropoda, Insecta, Hymenoptera, Figitidae. The transcript has 3 exons. The record is from RefSeq and is a predicted model, not a curated record. The coding region runs from base 170 to 2287 and encodes 705 amino acids.